AUGAAGUGGCUUGUGCUCCUCGGGCUGGUGGCCUUCUCAGAGUGCAUAGUCAAAAUACCUCUAAGGAGAGUGAAGACCAUGAGAAAUACCGUCAGUGGGAAAAACAUGCUGAACAAUUUCCUGAAGGAGCAUGCUUAUAGACUGUCCCAAAUUUCUUUUCGUGGCUCAAAUCUAACUACUCUCCCACUGAGGAACAUCAUGGAUAUGCUCCACAUGGGUACCAUAACCAUUGGAACACCGCCUCAGGAAUUCCAGGUUGUCUUUGACACAGGCUCAUCUCUUUUGUGGGUGCCCUCUGUCUCUUGCAAGAGCUCAACGUGUUCUACACGCCGUAGGUUCAGACAUCUUCUGUCUUCCACCUUCCGGUCUACCAAUGUGAAUUGCAGGAUCACCUACGAAUCUGGGAGAAUUAAAGGAAAAGUUGUUCAUGACACAGUUCGGAUUGGUGACCUUGUAAGCACUGAUCAGCUGUUUGGUCUAAGCAUUGAGGAAUAUGGGUUUCAGGGCCUACCUUUUGAUGGCAUCUUGGGCUUGAACUACCCAAACAUAUCCUGUCCUGGAGUCAUCCCCGUCUUUGACAACCUGAUGAAACAAGGUGCCGUUGCUGAGCCUGUUUUUGCCUUCUACUUGAACAAAAGCAAGCAGGAGGGCAGUGUGGUGAUGUUUGGUGGGGUGGACCAACGCUACUACGAGGGGGAGCUCAACUGGAUACCAUUGAUCAAACUGGGCAGCUGGACUAUACACAUGGACCGCAUCUCCAUGAGAAGAGAGGUUAUUGCUUGUUCUGAUGGCUGCGAGGCCAUUGUUGACACCGGGACAUCAGCAAUCAGAGGCCCAAGAAGACUGAUCAAUAACAUACAGAAGCUCAUUGGCGCCAAGCCACGGGGUUCCCAGUACUGCGUUUCAUGUUCUGCGGUCAAUACCCUGCCCUCUAUUAUCUUCACCAUCAACAGCAUCAGCUACACAGUGCCAGGUCGAGCCUACAUCCUCAAGGAUUCUAGGGGCCGCUGCUAUUCCACCUUUAAAGAGCACACUGUGAGUUCAUCUACAGAGACCUGGAUCCUGGGUGAUGUCUUCCUGAGGAUGUAUUUCACGGUCUUUGAUCGAGGAAAUGACAGGAUUGGCCUGGCACAGGCAGUGUAA
This is a messenger RNA of Capra hircus (goat), 1143 nucleotides long. RefSeq names its product pregnancy-associated glycoprotein-6 (gene PAG-6). Gene Ontology annotation, molecular function: aspartic-type endopeptidase activity. The record is from RefSeq and is marked validated. Lineage: Eukaryota; Metazoa; Chordata; Mammalia; Artiodactyla; Bovidae. Gene Ontology annotation, biological process: proteolysis.